Hemibagrus wyckioides is the source of this 2585-nucleotide messenger RNA. It is a transcript of the gene cdk8, whose product is annotated as cyclin dependent kinase 8. The record is from RefSeq and is a predicted model, not a curated record. Lineage: Eukaryota; Metazoa; Chordata; Actinopteri; Siluriformes; Bagridae. The coding region runs from base 324 to 1715 and encodes 463 amino acids. Gene Ontology annotation, cellular component: mediator complex; nucleus. Gene Ontology annotation, molecular function: RNA polymerase II CTD heptapeptide repeat kinase activity; cyclin-dependent protein serine/threonine kinase activity; ATP binding. The transcript is spliced from 13 exons. Gene Ontology annotation, biological process: protein phosphorylation.
UUUGCGACAGUGCCGUACGCCGACUCGUAGCUCUCCCCAGUGAGAUACCGGCUGGGAAGCUCAGUUGCAGGGGAAAAAUUAACGAAGUCGGAGCUUAAACGCAAUAACACCGAGUGAUUUCUGCGGACAAAAACUCGUUAAUUUGUCAUCUACUGAUUGCAAAGGGUAAAUGUGGGAUUUUAAGCAGGAUUAACGGCGACGCGAGGAGGGAAGGCAACUCAUUUGUGUGAGCGGGGCUCGGAGUAAAGUUGCCUCCCUGUUAGCGGCGCUUUAAAGGGAAGAAAGACAACAAAAGCGGUCGGGGAAAACAAGCUGCGGUGAAAAUGGACUAUGAUUUCAAAGUGAAACUGACCGGAGAGAGGGAACGUGUAGAGGACCUGUUCGAGUAUGAGGGAUGUAAAGUCGGCCGGGGGACAUACGGUCAUGUGUACAAGGCGAAGAGAAAAGACGGGAAGGAUGAUAAAGAGUACGCUCUGAAGCAGAUCGAGGGCACAGGGAUCUCCAUGUCUGCGUGCCGAGAGAUAGCGCUGCUACGAGAACUGAAGCACCCUAACGUGAUCUCACUGCAGAAAGUUUUCCUGUCACAUGCAGACCGCAAAGUGUGGCUUCUCUUCGACUACGCAGAGCAUGACCUCUGGCACAUCAUUAAGUUCCACAGAGCCUCCAAGGCCAAUAAGAAACCUUUGCAGCUGCCACGCGGGAUGGUGAAGUCUCUCCUCUACCAGAUCCUGGACGGCAUCCAUUAUCUUCACGCCAACUGGGUCCUUCACAGAGACCUGAAACCUGCAAAUAUAUUAGUAAUGGGCGAGGGGCCGGAGAGGGGCCGCGUCAAAAUAGCGGAUAUGGGCUUUGCUCGCCUCUUUAAUUCACCACUGAAGCCUUUAGCUGAUCUGGACCCUGUGGUGGUCACUUUUUGGUACCGAGCACCGGAGCUGCUGCUGGGGGCCAGACAUUACACCAAAGCCAUCGAUAUCUGGGCGAUCGGCUGCAUCUUUGCAGAGCUCUUGACCUCUGAGCCGAUAUUCCACUGUAGGCAGGAGGACAUUAAGACCAGUAACCCAUACCAUCACGACCAGCUGGACCGCAUCUUUAACGUUAUGGGCUUCCCUGCAGAUAAGGACUGGGAGGACAUUAAGAAGAUGCCGGAACACUCCACACUGAUGAAAGACUUCAGAAGGAACACGUACACUAACUGCAGCCUUAUCAAAUACAUGGAAAAGCAUAAAGUCAAACCUGACAGUAAAGCAUUCCACUUGCUGCAAAAGCUGCUCACUAUGGACCCGAUCCGCAGGAUCACAUCUGAACAGGCCAUGCAGGACCCGUACUUCCUGGAAGAGCCUCUUCCCACCUCUGAUGUCUUCGCCGGCUGCCAGAUCCCGUACCCCAAGCGAGAGUUCCUGACUGAGGAGGAACCUGAGGACAAGGCAGAUAAAAAGAACCAGCAGCAACAAGGGAACAACCACACCAAUGGGGCGGGGCACACCGGUAACCCUGACAAUAGCCACGCACAAGGCCCGCCUCUCAAAAAAGUGAGAGUGGUUCCACCCACCACUACCUCAAGCGGCCUCAUCAUGACCUCAGACUACCAGCGUUCAAAUCCACAUGCUGCCUACCAGAACCCAGGACCAAGCACAUCACUGCCCCAGAGCAGCAUGGGAUACUCCUCUACCUCCCAGCAACCUCCACAGUACUCACACCAGACCCACCGCUACUGAGCCCACGCUGAUCUCACCCGGCGCCCGACAGAGAAGAACGUACUGACACCGGAGGCAGGUGUGGCCAUGGGUCCUGUCACCCUGGCCACGCCUACUCCCUACAGGGCGCUUGUCGUGUAACGUCACCAUAGAGACACCGCCAAGACCCAAACUAACAUAACGCCGCAUCCUAUCACCGUGACGACGGAGAAUUUCGUGGAAAUGCAUGGAGAUGAAAGACGGAGGAUGAAUACGUGUCUGUGCCAUGGGUCAUCUGUCCGAUUCUUCGCUCUGACCUUUCACAAAGUCAUUAAUAAACAUAAAAUAAAAGCUAAAGAGCAAAAAAAAGUGGUACUGAAAGCUGUGCUUAAUGUGAGGGGGUUCUCCAAUCAGCAAAACUCCCAGCAUCUCCAGGACUAAAGCUGCUAAUUAAUUAAUGACUGCCAGCAUUGACAGAAUAUAACACACACUUGCACACAUGCGCGCGCGCGCACACACACACACACACACACACACAUAUACACACACUUACACACAGGUCAUUGCUGGAAGUGUAUUCUCUUUGCUGGAGCUGCUGAGUGGAGUCUGACAAGUGCAUCUAGUGCCCCCUGCUGGACAUCAGCAUUAAUGGCCACUGGGAAGGGAGGGAUGGAGAAUAAAAACAGAAACUUGACUUUAGUAGUUCUAAUUUAAUGUUUUUGGUUUUGUUUUCACGUUAGGAGAGGAAAGGGGCUUCCGUUUUCUUUUGCUGUGACAGCCACAGGUCUGUGUCGUGGGUCAGUCUGAUUCUGACUCGCGUGGAGAGCAGAUUGACGAUGCGUUGUACUGUAUUGUAAUGAAAUAUUUUACAUGAAGCAAGUAUCCUGAUAAUAAAGUCGGAAAUGUUUAAAA